This is a messenger RNA of Kalmanozyma brasiliensis GHG001, 861 nucleotides long. RefSeq lists its product as uncharacterized. The coding region runs from base 1 to 861 and encodes 286 amino acids. The transcript has 2 exons. NCBI's taxonomy places the organism in Eukaryota, Fungi, Basidiomycota, Ustilaginomycetes, Ustilaginales. The record is from RefSeq and is a predicted model, not a curated record.
AUGCAGCAACAUCGAUUCGUCCAGGUCAAAGUGAAGCGCACCAUCCCCAACGAAACAAAUGGCAACGAACAGCCCCAGCACGGCACGAAGGAGCGUCGUGGUGUUCCACCGGUCGGCGAGCUGAUCGAGAACUUCGAAGGUGCAGCCGCAUCUUCUGGCAAGGGUAAAGCCGUAGCUGAGAUCUUUGAGGCCAAAUCUCACAUAGGAAGCCCCGGGUCCUCUACGCCCAAGACGUUCUUGUACAAUCCCGAGGAAAACCACUAUGUCCAGUCCUCUGAUUCGGUACGCGCUGAGACUUCCGUCGGCCAACAGGUUGGACCCGCCCCCUCGCCCGCCGACCUCGCCCGGAAGGGGGUCACUUGGCGCGAGCCUGUCGCUGCGGGACCCGGUGAUCCCUGGACCGCCCUGGGCAGACACCAGGCCGUCCUCGAGAAUCACAACACCGACCUUCGCGUUCACCGCAAUGCUAUCGCUGACGGUCACGCCGGUAUCCUCAAGAACAGCGAGGAGAUUGGACGACUCAAGGAAAACAACGAAGACAUCCAGGCCAAGAUUGCCAGGAUCAAGGCAAGCCAGCCCGGAGGCUGGAAGAGCAAGGCCAAGAAUCUGUUUGCUUGGACCGCGCUGGGGACUGCGAGUACCGUUGCCGUCACGAGCGCACUCCACGACAAGGGUCAGUCCAAAGACCUCAAGGCCCAGUCGGACAACAUUCGUCAACUGCAGUCGGAAGUGGCUAAGCUCAAGGGCUUGCAGGGUCAGCAGGUGCCCACUUACGUCAACGGACCUAGCGCUGCGGGCCAGGGUGCUCCUGCAAUCGACGGAGGUUUUCGAGCUGCUGGUGUCGGCGAGGGCCUUGUUUGA